UUCCUCUUAUUUUUUCUUACUUUUACUUAUCAGAUCAUGGAUUAUCAAAAGUUUAUUAGCGCAAAAAGUCAACAACGAAACCCUUCACCAAUUCGUGCCUUGGGAAAGUAUAUGUUUGAGGAAGGCAUGAUCUCUUUGGGUGCUGGUCAUCCGAAUCCUUCCACAUUUCCUUAUGCCGGCAUGGUCUUGAAGCUCAAGAAUGGUGAGGAAAUUGAAGUAGAUAGUGCGCUAUUUCAACGCUCCUUAUCCUAUGAUCUUACUUCCGGUUUACCCCAGUUGAACUCGUGGCUGCGUCAACUUCAAACGUUGGAACAUAAUCCGCCGGUGGAUUUUACCUUGUCGAUUGGAUCGGGGUCCCAGGAUAUUUUGUCCAAGGCUUUGGAAAUGUUCAUUGAACCUGGAGCGGCUUUAUUGGUGGAGGAUCCGACCUAUGCGGGCAUUCUCAAUUUCCUCAAGUCACAGCCUUGUGAUCUGGUCGGUAUCGCCACCGAUGCCCACGGUUUGAUCCCCGAAGCUCUGGAAAAAAUAUUGAAGAAUUGGCCCGAGAGCAACCCGACUGGAAAAAAGGAUCAGCCUCGUCCGCAAGUGUUGUAUACCAUCCCCUGUGGCGGAAAUCCGACGGGAGCAAGUGCAACUUUUGAAAGAAAACAAAAGAUCUACGAGAUUUGCCGUACCUAUGAUAUCUUGAUCGUUGAAGAUGAUCCUUAUUAUUACCUGCAAUUUGCCUCUCCUCGUAUCGCCUCGUAUUUAUCUAUCGAUGUGGAUGGCCGUGUGCUCCGAUUCGACAGCAUGAGUAAGAUCCUGUCUUCAGGCGUUCGCUUGGGUUGGGUGACUGGACCCGCCGCUUUGGUUGAACGAAUUGAUUUGCAUACCAUGUCGACCAAUUUACAGCCGGCUGGUGUAUCGCAAGUGAUGGCUUACGAGUUGCUGAACAAGUGGGGUCAUGAAGGCUUCUUUGAACAUAUCCGCCAGGUUUCCAACUUUUACCGUGAGAAACUCGAAGAGUUUAGAAAGUACCUUGACAAGCGCAUGACUGGUUACGCAGAGUGGUCGAUUCCCGAAUGCGGCAUGUUUGUGUGGUUAAAGUUAUUGGGAGGUGUGACAGAUUCUUUUGAAUUAAUCAUGAACCAAGCGCUCAAAAAGAAAGUGAUCGCUGUCCCUGGCAUGGUCUUCCUGCCAGCCGGUGAAAAGACACCUUAUAUCCGUCUCUCCUUCAGCAAUGUCAGUCCUGAGAACAUGAAUGAAGCGUUACGUCGUUUAGCCGAAGUGGUGCAAGAGGAAGCGGAUAGAAACGGUGUUGCCAUCCAGUCAUAGACAGUUUAUUCAGUUCAACUAUAUUUAUUACUAUUACUUUUUUUCACACUUCAUAAUGCUAACAAAUCCCAAUAGCAAAAUCCAAAUAAACUUCAUGAUCCUGUUCGAUUUUAUAGGAGCAAAAG
Messenger RNA from Radiomyces spectabilis, 1439 nucleotides. RefSeq names its product pyridoxal phosphate-dependent transferase. The coding region runs from base 37 to 1314 and encodes 425 amino acids. The record is from RefSeq and is a predicted model, not a curated record. Gene Ontology annotation, molecular function: transaminase activity; pyridoxal phosphate binding. Gene Ontology annotation, biological process: biosynthetic process. NCBI's taxonomy places the organism in Eukaryota, Fungi, Mucoromycota, Mucoromycetes, Mucorales, Radiomycetaceae. The transcript is spliced from 8 exons.